Messenger RNA from Gadus chalcogrammus (walleye pollock), 2666 nucleotides. RefSeq names its product RPA-related protein RADX. NCBI's taxonomy places the organism in Eukaryota, Metazoa, Chordata, Actinopteri, Gadiformes, Gadidae. Gene Ontology annotation, biological process: regulation of DNA repair. Gene Ontology annotation, molecular function: single-stranded DNA binding. The coding region runs from base 5 to 2560 and encodes 851 amino acids. Gene Ontology annotation, cellular component: replication fork. The transcript is spliced from 19 exons. The record is from RefSeq and is a predicted model, not a curated record.
GAACAUGGGACCGAGCGGCUGUGCGUUGCGGAGGACUCUGGUCCGAUGCCGACCCGUGACGUCCCGCCCGGGGACGGCAGAGCAGUGUGGCGUCCCCUGCUGCCCGGUUGUAUGUCGGCAGCCCCUUGUGGUGCUCCAGGUCCACCGCUACGGAAGAGAUCCCCACUCCUCCCUACUCCUCCCCCAGGGGGUCCUGUCUGGCGACGACCUCUACGACCUGACGGUAACCGAUGGCGACUGCCGGCUGUGCGUAACGCUUGAGCCAGUCCUCAACAGGUUGGUGGAGAGAAACACCCUCCAUGUUGGGUCCAGGUUAAGGCACGCCUCCUUCUCGCUGCCCCUUCACCAGGGGGAGGGGCCAAGGGACCCGGGCUCAGCCAAUCACGUGGAGAGUUUCAGGCUGGUGAGUGUUUCUGUGUGUGAGGAGGAGGAGGAGGAAGAGGAGGAGGACGAGGCAGUGGAUGAUGAAGACUGUCAGCAGCUACCAUGGUUCAGCUUCUCUCCAGAGAUCCGCCCACCAGCAGGGGGUGUGGUCCCGCUGCUGGCCAAUAGGAGCAGCUUCCUGCCGCUGUGGAACAACCGAGACUACAUUGGCUCUGUGUGGCAAAGCUCCGCCCACACAUCUGAGGUAGACACAAGCUCCGCCCCCGCAUCCGGCGUAGACCCAAGUCAUGCCCUCACCGGAGGCGAGGAAGAGGAGGCUGUGUGUGCAGCUGUGUGUCCCAGGGUGACGGUCCGUGAGCUCAGGGAAGAAUUUUUCUCCGGUCGCCAUGGCAUUGGGGGUGUAGUCAAACGGCUCCUUGUCGUACGCAUCAUCAACCGGGCUCACCUGAUGUAUUUUGGCAAACCAGACCGGAAGUGUGAAUGUCCUUAUAAGGUGGUGUUGGAGGUGUGUGACCGCUCGGCAACAGUGUGUGUUGUCCUUUGGAACACCGUGUGUCUGGACUGGUACAGAACCCUGAGACCUGGACAAACACUUGCACUUAAUCACUACAGAGUCAAGACCAGCUACACACAACAGUCGGACAUAGAGGUCAGUGUAAAUAGCAGGAAUCCUGCGGCUCAGCUGCGUCUUCUCCCAGAAUCCUCUGUUCCUGUAGAACGCCGCCCCCCCAGCCCCUCGUAUACCUUCUGCAGCGGGGAGGAGCUUUUGGAAGUUCCCCAUGGCAACCUGUGUGAUGUGAUUGGCCUGGUGACAUUCGUUGGGCGAACUGAGCGAAUAAGAAACAAAGAUGGACAGGGGGCGGAGCUACUGCAGUAUAGAUGGCUCUCACUGGAGGAUGGAACAAGUGAUCGGCCAAUCAUGGUGAAGCUUUUCUCGACGUCCCAACCUGAGGUCCACGACAAUCUGUUUCCUAUGUGUGUGGUCGUGUGCACAAGGCUGAAGGUGAUCAGAGACAGGUGUUACUACCUGACCAACAGCACAUACACACAGGUGUACUGCACAGGUCAAGGUCACCAUUCAGAGAUGCCCUACCGCAGGCUCCGCCCAGUCCAUCUCUUCCUCCAAUGGCUUCGGAGUCAGACAGACCAGGAUGUUCUGAGGAGGGCUCUGAUUGGUGGAUACUUCAUCUACCCUCCUCCUCCGGUCUCCAUGGAAACACACAUGAGGGACAUGAGAGUGCAGCCAUGUUUAGUGAAGGGGGCGGAGCUCAAGAGAGAGGUGGAGUCUCUGUGCUACCGCGAGCGACGUACACUCUGUCUCCAGGCAACAGUUACCAUGGUGAUGUACGCCUGCAGAGGAAAGGAAGACUCGUGUCUUGUAUGGAGUGCUAACCCAUUUCCGUCCUCGCCCCCUCCCUCUCCGUCCUCCUCCCUCUCCUCUCCCCUUCGCUCCUCCUCUCCUAUCUGCUCUUCCCCUCUCUCCUCCUCUCUCGUCUCCUCUCCUCUCCACUCCUCCUAUCCUGUCUCGUCUCCUCUCCUUUUCUCCUCUCAUCUCUCGUCUCCUCUGCUUUCCUCCUCUUGCCUUCCCUCUACCCUUUCCCCUCGUCGCCCCUCCAGAGUAAGUUUUUUAAAGCGUAAACAUCAAACAGCUUCUGGAGAGCAGAAGUUGAAGAGGCCGCUGCUGACCUCAGAACAAGAAAAUAGGACAGCUGUCCUCUGGGAAGCGUCCAUGGAGUUCUUGGCCAGAACGGAAGGUGAUGAAGACGAUGAGGCUGACGAAGAGAAUAGCGUCUUCACUGCAUCCAUCUCCUCCUUCUUCUCUGGGAUCGCCAUGGAAACCCUCCCCCUGCGGUACAGCCCCGCCCACAAGGAGCGCCUGGCCGCUAGCGCGGCGAUGCAGUCAGGAGAUAGGGGGCGGUGCUUCAAGAGACGAGGGGCGGAGUUUAUCUCCCCUAUAGACAGUUACUAUGUCCUGUCACUCAGAGGUCACUCCAACACCUGGCUCUCCAUCCUCGCCCACGGAUCCUUCUCCUCACACGCCCCUCCCCCAUCGCCAGGUGACCUCAUCAACAUGGCAGGCCAGCUGUCCAAUCAGAGGCUCCUCUGUGUUCUGGAGGCGUGUCAUCUGGGAGGAGCCAAGACAGAACUGGUGCUGAGCAGAGCUUUCCCAUUAUAACACACACACACACACACACACACACACACACACACACACACACACACACACACACACACACACACACACACACACACACACACACACACACACACACACAAUCACA